Phyllotreta striolata is the source of this 2154-nucleotide messenger RNA. The record is from the annotation of a GenBank genome assembly. NCBI's taxonomy places the organism in Eukaryota, Metazoa, Arthropoda, Insecta, Coleoptera, Chrysomelidae.
CGACAGAGCGUCCGCCCUCGCCUGCUGCCGUGCGGCGCGUUUCAAAUCCAACGCGAUGCACUCGUGUGGUCAGUUCCGAGCUGGUUCCGGUGCGGGCGAGUUGCGACAGUUUGGCCAGUGCGACCGUUCUCUGGUGGUGAAAGCCGCGGCAUGCAGCGUCGCGGCGCCGGCUUCCUCGCUUCCGUUACUCUAUGGACGCUUUUCCUGCAGCACACGGAUGCGGACUGGUGGCAACUUGGUCUGCCGAAUAUUAUGACAAACUCCGUCGAGCUUACGCCCGUAGAACACAAAGAAAGAUGCAUGAAAUUGGAUUAUUUCAACGAGCCGCAGAAACAGAUUUGCUCAAAAUAUGACAAAAUAUUACCGAUAUUAGGCAACGGCGCCCGUUUUGCAAUAGAAGAAUGCCAGAACAUAUUUUCAUAUAGCAGAUGGAACUGCACAACAUUUUUGGAAACGAACAACACCUUCGGAAACGUCGCAAAAAUUCGAAGCAGAGAAUCGGCCUAUUUGUCAGCGAUAUCAGCGGCCAGUAUAGCCUACGCAGUGACCAGGGCCUGCUCGAAGGGCGAGCUAGCCGAAUAUUGUUCCUGCGAUAACCGGCUGAAGAAAAGGAAAACGCAGAAAUUCAAAUGGGGCGGUUGCUCGGACGACAUCCGGUACGGGGAGAACUUCAGCAAGCAGUUCCUCGAUAUAAGAGAGGACCCGAACACCGCAUUGGGGCUCAUGAACUUGCACAACAACGAAGCUGGUCGACGUAGCGUCCGCUCGCGAAUGCAGAAGACGUGCAAAUGCCACGGCGUAUCGGGAUCCUGCAGCAUGCAAAUCUGCUGGAGGCGGCUGCCUCCUUUCCGGAAGGUAGCCGAGGGUUUGUUCCAGCGCUACGAAGGCGCUUCGCACGUCAAAUUCGUCGAGAGACGACGGAAAAAAUUGAAAGCCAUCAGCUCCGAUUUGAAGAAACCCAUCAGAACUGAUUUGGUGUAUUUGGACGAUUCUCCGGAUUAUUGCGAAAGGAACGAAACACUGAAUAUUCUUGGAACCCACGGAAGGAUCUGUAACAGAACCAGCCACGGAAUGGACGGGUGCCGGCUGCUUUGCUGCGGUAGAGGGUACCAAACGCGCGUUAAAGAGGUGGAGGAAAAAUGCAACUGUAGAUUCGUGUGGUGUUGUAACGUCGUAUGUGAUAUCUGUAGAUCGAGGAGAGAAGAGCACGUGUGCAAUUAGGAGAUGCGACAUAAUCCGUUUGGCAUUGCUUUAACAUUUAACCGAAUGGUUUUCGCAGGAUAAGUGGAGACUGGAAUGCAACCGAUGAUUGUACCAAAUUUUUAACAUGAGAAUACUUCUAUCGCAUCGAUUCAUUUUCGAUACAUUUUUAUUGGUGUUUGUAAUUACAUGUACACCGUCUGGUAGUUUAUGCGAUAAAGGUAUGUGUGGAAAUGGGAUAUUUUGAGUGUUCAUGUACAGAUACGUGCCAAAGUAUUUACCAAUUAUUCUGUAGAUAUAUUAGCUAUUUGAUGGAUUUUCUUGCGUCCAUACAUUAACAAUGCAGCUUUUUACAAACGGCACUAUUAUUUUACAUUUUUGUAAUAUAUUUGAAAGGUCAACAAUCACGAAUUCGAUUAGUUAUACGAUUGUGUACAUACAUACUUACAGAACUUCAUAAUGAUAUUAUAAAAUCGAAUACACAAGUACUUAAACUAAUUUAAUUUUAUUAUAGAAUCAUAAAGGUUUAUUAGAAUUUUAUAGAAAUCGACAGGUAAUGAAAUGUUUAAAAAAUAAUUUCUAUUUUUCCUUUUAUUGCAAUACAUUUUUUUGUUAGACGCCCACAAAUAUAUCGAGGAACACUUUAUAAUUCAUUAACCUAAGAAAAAUGGGGCGGUAAUUUUAAAAGCACCCUCUCUCUAUCCUAGACUUAUAGAUGUUAAACCCGAAUAUUGUAAUAACAUUGACGCACCUAUGUAAAUUUCUUAGUGAAUUGGCUCAUGUCUUGCAAUCUUAGUUAAAGUUAUAAUCAAACUGCACUGAUAUUUUAACGCUUGUUCUUUUAUUGUAAACAAAUAGAAAUCUGUGAUUAUUUUUUGUAUUAAACCACAUUUUUUUAUACAUUUUUUGGGAAUGUUAGAUUUUGAAAAUUAUAAACUUUAAUGGGCUUUUCUU